CACCGCGCGCCCCGCAACAAACGCGAGUCGCGUUUGAUCUUCGUGAGGGUUUGAUCCCAGUGUCAAUUCAACGAACAUCACCUGUUAGUCGGGCGAGAAGAUGGGAGGAAGUGUGGAGGAAAGAAGAAAAAUACAAAUAGAUGCAUAAUCCCCCAGGUGUCGCUCGCUUUGUACACUUCACGCAUAAUACUUAACUAAGUAAAUUUAAAUCUUACUCUCUUCAAAAUGGUUCGCAUCGCCGCCGCCGCUUUCCUCGCUUUUGCCUUCACGGCCUUCGCCCAGGUAACUCCCAACAACGCCGGGGCCAAGAACGUUGGCCAGGGCAACGGACAGCAGUUCAUCACCGGAGGCUGCACUUCGGACGCUGACUGCCAAUCGGCUUGCUGCGCCGAGGUCCAGUCGUCUGGCCUCGGAGUCUGCUCUGCUGAGGCCGCGUCGAACCAAAACGGAAAGCUUGGCUGCGGCUUUGUCGACCCUAACGCCGCCACGACCAUCGCCAACGCCCAGGCUCAGGUCCAGAAGCAGGGAUUCUAAAUUUCCCCGCAAACCCAUUGACGGGAAUCGCUGUUAGCAGCGCGACUCCCGAUGGUGGAUGGUGUAUUGAUAACAUUCGCUGGACAUAGACAUAUAGAAUAAGCCCCGGUUUCGAAAUGUGUUAGUCAAUAUAUACAUCAGACGCCGAUCUGGGAGUCCCUAUUCGAGUUUACUGCUCAUGUGAAACUGUGCGAUGUAGUAUAUGGGUAUUAAUAUCGUUUUCAUUGGGCUCCGGGUGUGAGUGCCGCCGGCUUUGUGUUAGACGGCUCUUGGUGGCUGCAGUUCCAAGAAUCCAAAGUCGUACAAGUUUGUAAGAUUUCUAUUAGUCGCGCUCCCGCUUUACGAGCAGCGUGGCGCGGUCCCGG
Messenger RNA from Annulohypoxylon truncatum, 899 nucleotides. RefSeq lists its product as uncharacterized. The record is from RefSeq and is a predicted model, not a curated record. Lineage: Eukaryota; Fungi; Ascomycota; Sordariomycetes; Xylariales; Hypoxylaceae. Bases 226 to 534 code for a protein of 102 amino acids. The transcript is spliced from 5 exons.